CUUAGGACAUAGUACAUCCAACGGCCAACAUCCAAGUGAUCAAUGUCACUAGACAUCCAUCACAUGACCCCCUGAAGAUUCAACCCUUGUAGCCGCCACCUUCGCCGUCAUUCCCUCACAUGCCGCAUGCGGUAUGCCCGAUACAUCUAUGAUGAUCUGAGCGUAUCUCCUAGUGACUCGGCCUCCCCGGACUCCGACCGCCCCCUCCCAAACAAAAUACCGGUAUCUCCGACUGGCCAGUGGGAGUCCGAAUGACAAUGCUCUCGGACGACUCCGACCAAGAUAUACCCCGUCAAUCAUGACCAAGCCAAGAGGGAUCGGCGUUUCGUCAGUACCGUAGUGGGUUACUGUUCGAAGUGUCAUGAUGACUUGGUGGGACAGUGGCCCGGCUGGCUUAAGCCAAUGGCUGCGGCUUUAAUAUGAAACCAUCUAUAUGGGGUAUACACUAAAUGGGGAUUAAUUCAUUUCAGCCAUAUCACUCGUCCUCCUAUGCACCACUAGACCAGGAUGCUUCUCCACUUCUGGACCUAUACCCUCGGUGAUAAUGUUAUCGCCCGAGGUAGAAUUGACCGAUCUGGAGGGCUAAAUAUUGCUGUACAUCCACCCUUUGUCCUCUUUGUUGCACCGCAUCAACCGCCCACCGGGAACGAGAAAGUCCACCAUGAUUCCCCUGCUCAUUCUUGCGGCCCUCGCGGUCGUCUUCCGUCUCCUUUGGUCAAUCUUUACGAGCCUUCGUCAUGCUCAGAAUGCUCGCAAGUGGCACUGCGGUGCUAUCCCCACCUAUCCGGGUGAUAUACUCGGCAUCAACACGUUGAAGGAAGUUCUGCGUGCUGACAAGGAGAAACUCAUCCCCGUUUUAUCCGCACGGCGUGUCGAAACGAUGACAGCCCGUGAAGGACGAUACGUGUCGACCUUCCGCCUCCGCCAGAUGGGGAGGGAGAGCAUCUUUACUUCUGACCCGAAGAAUAUGCAGGCCAUUUUAGCUACACAGUUCAAGGAAUUCGAGCUUGGUGAUCUCAGAAGACAUUCCCUGCGCCCGCUGUUGGGCUCCGGCAUUUUUUCAACAGACGGCGAAUCCUGGUCGCGAUCGCGGACCCUUCUCCGUCCACAGUUCACCCGCGACCAAGUCAGCGACCUCGAUCUCGAAGAACGCCACGUCCAAAAAGCCAUGGCCGGCAUACCCGCUGACCCUUCCACCAAAUGGACUUCUGAAAUCGACAUCCAAACGAUCUUCUUCCGACUGACCAUCGACUCUGCCACGGAAUUCCUUUUCGGCGAAAGCGUCGAAAGCCAAUCUGCCGCAUUAAGCGGUGGUAGAAUCAUCGAAGACAAAUUUCCCUCCUACUUCGACCGCGGCCAAUGGUACGCCUCGCAGCGCGCGCGCUUCGAAAAGCUCCACUGGAUAGUAAACAACAAAGAAAGUCGCGAAACCAACCGUUUUGUGCACGCCUACGUCGACCGGUUUGUCGACGCUGCAUUAGCCGCUGUAAAAGAAGGCAAAACCAACCCCGAAAAGAGCAACUCGGACCAUUAUGUUUUUCUCCACGGUCUAACUGCCGCAACACAAGACCCCGUCGAACUCCGCUCCCAACUCCUCAACAUCCUCCUCGCGGGUAGAGAUACCACCGCUUCGCUGCUGAGCUGGUGCGUUCUUCUCCUCGCCCGCUAUCCGGAUAUCUUCCAGAAGCUCCGCAAUACUAUCCUAGCCGACUUCGGUGACUAUGAAAAUCCAAGGAACAUCACCUUCGCUUCGCUCAAAUCCUGUCGUUAUCUCCACUACUUCAUGAACGAGGUCCUUCGUCUCUACCCCAUCGUUCCAGGAAACCGUCGCGUCGCGGUAAAGGAUACCACCCUUCCCCGUGGCGGAGGCCCGGACGGCUCCGAGCCCGUGUACGUCCGCAAGGGCCAGCCCGUCGUGUACAGCGUGUUUGUCACGCACCGACGGAAGGAUAUCUGGGGCGCGGACGCGGAGGUGUUCAAUCCGGACCGCUGGGAGAAUCUCAAGGUCGGGUGGGAGUAUUUGCCGUUCAACGGGGGUCCGAGAAUCUGUAUCGGGCAGCAAUUCGCACUUACCGAGGCUGGAUAUGUGCUUGUUCGACUUUUGCAGAGGUUUGAUCGGAUUGUGGAUGCGAGGCCAGAGAGGGAUAUUCGGUUUAAUGCUACGCUGACUAGUGCGCCGUGGGAGAAUGUGAUUGUUAGGUUGAGGGAAGGGGCUUAGGAGAUGCCUUUUGGGUGUGCUUGGUGGUUUCUUUGACAGAUUUAAUAUUCACGACAUGGUCUAAUGAUUCUGUUUCUUCUCUGAGAAUAUAAUAUGAUAUUGCGUUCCCUGGCACUGAAGCUAGUCCUAUCUACAAACCUAGGUAUGUAGUACCAAACGCC
Aspergillus caelatus is the source of this 2379-nucleotide messenger RNA. Its product is annotated as cytochrome P450. Gene Ontology annotation, molecular function: iron ion binding; oxidoreductase activity, acting on paired donors, with incorporation or reduction of molecular oxygen, reduced flavin or flavoprotein as one donor, and incorporation of one atom of oxygen; heme binding. Lineage: Eukaryota; Fungi; Ascomycota; Eurotiomycetes; Eurotiales; Aspergillaceae. The record is from RefSeq and is a predicted model, not a curated record. The transcript is spliced from 2 exons. Bases 662 to 2218 code for a protein of 518 amino acids.